AUGGCAGCUGAAGGCGUUCGGGAGGGAGGAGGAGGAGGAGAGCAAGGAGCGACGUCUGUGCACUAUGGGGACGAGAUCCUCCUACAGUUUGCUACGUCAUCGUCUCGGCUGCGAUGCUCCAUGUCCAUCGGGCACGAUGUGUUUGCUGAGGGAGGAAGGGCAGCGGAUUGGCCUGUUUGCUAUCCCGGGGUGCACGAGUGUGUGUUUCUCGUUUGCCCGAAGCAGCUCGCUCACGGGACGAAGGAGGAGGAAAAGGAGGAGAGAACUGCGCUCGAUCCCACACAGAUUGAAACGAGGAGGCGCCUGGCAGAUGUGAAGAACGAGUUAUGGUUCGGGUCAGCAGUGAGGUAUGGCGACCAAGUUCAGUUGUACAACAGCUGGUCUCAGGGCUUUCUAUCUGCAACCAAGGAGCCGACCAAGGAUGGAAAGGGGAUAUGCAUCCGGCUCCAGCAGGACCCGAGCACGGCGUCCUGCUUUGUGGUGUGCCCACAUGGCAAGAACAUGAGGCGAGGAGACGUCCUGGUGCACGAUAGCGUGCUCGUCUUCCAGAGUGUUACCAUCCCCAAGUACUUCAUCAAUGCUGGACAGCCUCACUCCAAGAUCCUCGACAGCCUCAGGCAUGGGGAGGAGGAGUACGAGCUGACCGAGCUGUUCGACGAGAUCGAGCAUGUGUUCCUGGGGCCGGAGCCGCAGGAAGCGAUGCGGGUGACAGUACUGCAGCUGUCUCAUACGAGGAAGGAGCGGAUGUCUCGGGCAUCCAUGGAGGACAAGAGCUUUCAGCCCAACUUCCUGUAUGCCUGGGAUGUGGUGGAGCUAGCUCGCAACCAAGACGACUUGACCCUUGUGAUCGAGCACACCCAAGAUGAGCCUCAAAAGUCUCCCGGAGGGACAGCGAGCUGGGCAGCAGGCAGGGGGGAGAUGAACGAUGCAGGCCGGGGCAUGUUCCAGGUCCUUCCUGUGCACUUGCUAGACUGCCGGCUCCACCUCACCAAUCACUCCGGCCCCGUCCUCCUUCGCGACGCCUGCAACGGCCUCUUCCUCCGCUGGGACCUCGACCGUGCCUGCGUCUCCGGGGCCCGCGAGGUCGUCAGGGAGGGCCACCUGGAUCCCAGCUGCCUGUUCCUGCUGCGGACAAUGAGCCGAUACACAGGGCAGGCGUUCGACAACAGUGAGCCCUUGGAUCUGCGCGAUCUCCUUUGCCUAUCUAGCUGGCCCGUGCCGGGCGGGGGGGCGACAGACCCUCCUCCUCUCCUCUUCCUCAGCAGCCGCGAGAGGUCCGAGGAGAGUCAGAGCAAGUCCCUUCUUACCGGAACAGUGGGCACGUCGCAGCUCCAAGACGCCUUGAAGGUGCGGGUGGUGGACGAGCGAUUCAGCCGUGACGUGAUGGACAUGGCGGGGAUCGUGCUUGCGGUGGAAGAGUCGUCAAAGAAGCUCCUCCAGGUCAGCCCGUACGACUUCGGGAGGAUCGGCACGCGGGGGAGCGACAGGCAGUCAACGGCGAGCUCGAUUCAACACCAUGCCGUGACGGAAGCAUUGUAUGACCUGCUCCCCUGGAACUCGCUGCUGGUGCAGGAGCUGCUGAACCGCUUGCGUGCCUCCCUGGGCUCGUUUGACUAUGCGCGCAUGCACGACAGGGAGGAGUACUGGAACGAGGUGGAGGGGGGAACAGCGUUUCGUGGAGGAGUAGGAGGAGGACGGGGGUCUCUUCGGAGGGGGGCAGCGAGCGGAGCUGGGGUCGUCCGCACUGUCCCUCCAGUGGCGUUUGUACGGUUGCAGAACGUGCUGAGGAGGAUGGGGUUCCUGGAGGUAUGCUUCGGCAUGCUACAGUCCAUCUUCACGCGGCUCAGGUUCCCAGUCGAGGUGAUGGAGAGCACGCACAUAGGGAAGACGCUGAUGGAGUACGGGAGGAGAAGCUAUGAGGUUGUGAUGAUGAUAAUGCGGGGUAACGAUGGGACUAGAAAGGCCAUGAUCCGUCAUGCCCAUACUGCCCUCAUGACCUGCAACUACGACAUCUUCGCGCUCGAGUGCCUGCUGGAGUUCUGCCGGGGGGGAGAGGAGGUGGUGGGCGAGCUGCGGGACGAUUUCUUCUCCUCCUGCGUCUCAAUGUUGAAACAGGAGAGGUCCCCAGGGAUCCUGAUGCUUCUAUCGGCCUCUUGCCUGUCAGGCAGCGGGCAGCCUAUCAGGAGGAACCAGGAGCGGGUGCUGCGGCUCGUGUUCCAGGCCGGGAGAGAGCUGACCUGUAGCUCGCGGCACGUCCUCCCGACUCUAGAGAGCGACCCGUUCACAGCCGACCUGAUAGUCCAGCUGGAGGGAGGAGGAGGAGAAAGGCAGAGCGUGUCCUGUCUGUCCAUGUUCUCCCAUCACGACGAUCUCCUACAUGACUACAAAGCUUCCCAGGACGAACAGGUCAAGUCCUUCCAGUACUACCUCUGCAUGCUUGAGCUCAUGGCUGCUGUCGUCUACGGCCGCCACAAACUCGCCGCAGACUUUUUCGAGCAGGAGCAAGAGCACUUCGCGUGCUCCUACAACGACCUGCUGUUCGUGGUCAAGCAUGAGGCCUUCCCCUGGAUCCUCCGUGCCCUCGCGUCCAACCUCCUCUGCUCCCUCUACGUAGACAAGCACCCUCACCACCCCGUCGACUCAGUCCAGCUGGUCCGGACCUGGACGAGGCUCCACGAGACUCUUGCCAACGAGGAGAAGUUCCGAGCGAGGAAGGAGGACGCGAUCGAUCACAACCUCCCGUCGAACCUGCGGGAGCUGCGGGAGCACGUGGUCACAACGAUGAAGAAGUGCUCCAACGUCCAGAUAGAGCUGAGCGGGAAGACUAUCUACACCCAGAGAUUGGCCGACCUCUGUCUGCGCAUGCUCACCGUCGGCUGCUUUCACAAAUACGAGGAGUCGGGGAGGAGGGAGGAGAUGGAGGAGGCGAAGCUCGUGCAGCUCGAGAGCAUCACACUUGACCUUCUGGACGGCAGGACAGACCAGCUGCCAUUCGAGCUACCAGCUGAGGUUAUGAGGAAGGAGGUAGUCGAGCAAGAGAGAAAGAAGAUGGAAGAGCAAGAGAAGAACAGGAGGGAUUGGCAGAGCAGCAGGCAGGAGCAAGCCACUCAGCAGCUCUUGGAGGCAGCGAGGCUGUUCCCCUCCUCUAACAACUUCCCCUGCUGGGACCUCAAGAUCGUCUGCUGCGAGAUCCUCUCCUUCCUCCUCGACUGCAGACUCCAGCUGCUCCUCAGCUCGGCCUUCAGGACCUGGGAGGAUCUCGUUCAAGCUCGCAUCGCUCCUGCUCUGUUCCAGCUGGGGCCUGACGCGCCUGUGCUGGGGGAGGGAGACUUCGAGUCGGUGGUCCCGCGCGCUCCUCCCGCUCCUCCUCCCUCCUCCAAGGCGUUGAAGGCCGUGUCGGGGAAGGAAGAAAUGAAUGUGCAGCUGAGGUACGCGCGGGACAUGCGAGCGUGGGAGGAGAGUCCUCUGUGGGGGGCUAGUGAAGUGGAGGAGGUGGCGGAACAGGUUUCAGCGAGCCUGCAUGGUCGCUACACGAGCAUCCUCCUCGACCUUCUCAGGUAUCAGGAUGGCAUCCUCGUCGACUGCUCGCUCCGCCUCCUCCUCAAGUUUGAGAGCAUGAGAGAGAGCUUCUCACGGGCUCUUGCCUCCACCUUCUUCAUCGUCGACCUCAAGCUCGCCAGGAGGUUCUUCGACGUCAGGAGCAGCAUCUUUCACUUCCGCAGAGCCGCUCCCUUCCUCUCCUCCGACGUUCCCCUCCUCCGCCUCGACGCCACCACUACCUGCAAGCGCAUCCUCGAGGACUGGACCGUCAUGCUCUCUGUCCAUCGUCAUGGUGGGCCCCAGCUGGAGGAGGAAGUCCGCCUCCUCCAGCUCCUCUUCUUCAAGACCGACACCCAUCGGCUUCUCCUCCUCCUCCUCUCCCUCCCCUUCCGCCGCAUCCGCUCCAACGAUCCGCUCGAGCUGGACACCUGCUCUGACCCAGACCUUCGAGAGCUCCUCCGGCGCUCGCAUCUCUUCCUGCAGGGGCUCUGCUGGGGUUUCCCUCUAGCCCAGGAGUUCUUCGCUGACCACCUCCAUCUCGUCCUCAGCCACAUCGGCCUCGCUGGGAUCGACGCACCUUCCUCGCUCGCUGCUAUCUGUGGGGAGCAUGCGGAAGUAGUGGAGAGGGAGGGGGAGCGUGUGCUAGGGGCCGUGCUGGGGCUGCUGCAGAGGUUCGGGUACAGGAAGGCAUCCUGGUUGGAGGCAGCUCGGCACCUGCUGGUCGUAGCUGGGGAGCCGGUCAGGAGGAUGCAGGACCGGGUACUGGACACGCUGCUAAGGAUGCAGCACGUGGCGCCUCUGCUGGGGUCGAGCGACGUGGAGUGGGAGGAGAGGAUCGACCUGAUGGUGGCGGCGAGGGAGGAGGGCGAGCUGGGAAGCGGCGACGGGGGCGGCGGUAAACUUGCCGCGCACAUCUCCCUGGUCCAGCUGCUGGCGGACUGCGCGCUUGACAACCAGAUCAACCAGCUCCGCGUCUCCUCCUUCGUGCCCUGCGACUACAUCAUGGACACUCUGCUGAGGGGGAGCUGGAGAAAUGGCAGGGUCGACCCGCGGGUCCCCCUUACAGUAUCCAGGAAGCUCCGAGCUGCCUUCCUCCGCCUGCUCACCGUCCUCCACCUGCGAACCCAGCAGGCGAAGCUGGUGGCGGAGCUGGAGAAGCAGCAGCACAAGCUCUGGAGCUUCGUCCCCUCCCGCAGCACCCGGCAGAUCCCCCAGCUAGAGAGGAGGGAGGAGGAGGGAGAGGACGGGGAUGGGGAGGAGGCAGCUGGGCUGAUCGGGCUGCUUGCUCGAGACGUCUCAGAGUUCUGCACUGUGCUAGAGCACAGCAGGGAGGACCAUGAGCUAGAAGGGAAGAAGACGUUCAGGGAGCUGAAAGAGUACAUGGUUGACAACGUGUUUGUGUUCCUUCAGAUGCUGCUCUCCAGCAGUAGCUACCAUGCAGACCUGGAUACUGAAGACGUCGAGACUGCGACUGAAAGAUGGGAAGGUUGGAUGAUGAUGAUGAUGAUGAUGAUGAUGAUGAUGAUGAUGAUGAUGAUGAUGAUGAUGAUGAUGAUGAUGAUGAUGACGAUGAUGAUGACGACGACGACGAUGACGAUGACGAUGAUGAUGGUGGUGGUGGUGGUGGUGGUGGUGGUGGUGGUGGUGGUGGUGGUGAUGAUGAUGAUGAUGAUGAUGAUGAUGAUGAUGAUGAUGAUGAUGAUGAUUAUAGCGUCGAUGAGGAAGAGCGAUCCAUCAUAUCAAUCUACCUUGCAGGUUGUCUGGAAGUUGUUUCAUCGCCUGGAGGAGCUCACUCCCAACAACGUGGCGCAAAGGAAGAUGAUGAGUUUCUUCAAAGAUAUCGACGAGGCAAACGAGGAGGAAGACGAGACUGUCGACUUGAACAGGCUGCUGCAGACCGGAUUCUCUUUCUUCCAUGCACAACUGUCAAGAUCCCUCCAAGUUGAGAUCGACUCGGCAAGACCGUCCAACAGCGGAGCUUGCAAUGUUGCAAUGAUGCUGUCAAGGAGCAAGGAGAUCAGCUUGUACAAAGAUCGCAUGUACGUACAGGAGGGAGCAGCUGCUGUCAUAGCGAGCACCGUCAACUCCCUCGACCUCGUCAAGAAACUCGCCGAGCAUGCAAUCUUCAUGCUCGUCCACGGAAGCGAUGAAUGUCAGACGUCCUUGACGACGUCGAGGAGUCUGGCAGAGCUGGCAGGUGCUCUUUGCUUCAUGCCGUAUGCGGAGCAAGUGCGAGGGUUCGACAGGAGGAGGAGGGAGCACGUGGAGACAGUCUGGAGCAGCAUGCUCAGCAUGGAAGUCCUCCCUAAGACCUCCCCGUCCCACGAGACUCUAGAGGAGGUGCAGGAGAAGUUUGUCGCCUGCGGGUUUGCCGUCCUUGCAGUCAGGCUGGUCUCUUGUCUGGCCGAGGAAGCGAACAGGGUGGGGAUGAUGAUGAUGUUCGCGAUCACCACGCGCAACGGGAGGAGCAGGGCGCGUGUGCUGAGAGCGAUGGAGGGAGAGGGAGGAGAAGCGGCUGCUGGUGUUGCCAUGUCGUUCUUGAGGAUCCUCGACCGCGCCAUCGCCAUGCUGGAGGACUACGAGGAUGCUUGCCAACGCCUCUCUUCCUCUCCUCCUCCUCCUGCGGAUCGUCCGGAGAGAGGCUCCAUCGGCGACUCGAGGAGGAAGAUGCUGGGGCAGGGCGGUCGGAGCAUGUUGGCGAGGGACAGGAUCGACGCCGCGCUGGGGAAACAAAGUUGUCUCCUCCUCCUCCUCCGUCUCGCUGGCAGCUUAUGUGAAGGCGGAGAGGAAGGAAUCAUCGGGGUGUUCACGAGGAGGGAGGGGAAGAGCUCUGUGCUCGAAAAGAUAAUCGAUCUCCUCCUGACCCUCCUGGGGUACGUUGGGGCCUCGCACAGGGCUGAUGAGGGGUACCUCUUCCUCUGCCUCCAUCACGCCUCCCGGGCCAUCUGCAACAUGCUGCUGAGCUUGUCCCUGGGAGCUCGCGGGUGUCUGCUGCGGAAGAAUGCGCUGCCAAUGCUGAUGGAGCACGUCGUCUUACUAUCCCUCCUCUGCAGGGAGGAGGAGGGAGGAAGGAGGAGGAGGGAGAGGCUGCUGGGAGCUCGGGACGACGUGUACAGGAUCGUUGCAUGCGCGCUGGAGAUGCGGGGGAUGGUGGGGAGGGGAAGGGAGGAAGCAGAUUGGCAGCAGGAGUUUGAUCACAUGCUAGCUGUGUCUGUGGAACACGUUGCUGGAUAUUUCUCUGCGAGCUGGAGAAUGUGGGAGGAAGCGAGGGAGCGAGCAGGAGCAGGAGCAGGAGUUCUCGACGAGCAUAGUCAGGAUCUUGUUCGGGCGCACGUUGCUAUGGAGGAUGUUGUUGACCAUCUCAACAUGAGGAGAGAAAAGGAUCAUGUUGAUGUAUCGACCAGAAAUAUCAGAUCGAUUGCAGUUCGGCAAGGCAACAUGAUUCGAGUUGUGCGUUUCUACACUGAUCAACAGAUCGAAGAGUACAUUGAAAUGAACAAGAGCAACAUCGUCAACAACUUUGUUGAGAACAGACUGAUGGGAGAAGGAGCGAGGACAAGGAUGUUCCAAGAGAUGUAA
Guillardia theta CCMP2712 is the source of this 7119-nucleotide messenger RNA. RefSeq lists its product as hypothetical. NCBI's taxonomy places the organism in Eukaryota, Cryptophyceae, Pyrenomonadales, Geminigeraceae. The record is from RefSeq and is a predicted model, not a curated record. Bases 1 to 7119 code for a protein of 2372 amino acids. Gene Ontology annotation, biological process: calcium ion transport. The transcript is spliced from 17 exons.